Molecule: messenger RNA, 1443 nt
Organism: Letharia lupina
Lineage: Eukaryota; Fungi; Ascomycota; Lecanoromycetes; Lecanorales; Parmeliaceae
Exons: 7
Coding region: 1-1443 (480 amino acids)
Source: RefSeq, a predicted model, not a curated record
AUGUCUGAAAGCUCCUCGUCGACGACGCGCAGGUACAUCGAGACAGCGCCGCUCUCGCACUUGGAGUUGUGGGGGCUGUUGUAUCCAGGUGACUCCGACUCGAACAUAGCACAGGUGAUCAAUUACGAGAGAGAUAUCUUGCUCGUUCGGAAAGCGAUACAAGCCCAGCAAAAAGCGGAAGAACAGGCUAGAGCCGAGGCGAGACACCGUCCCGAGUGGAAACAGCGGGUUCUUCGUCAAGGUCCGUGGGACGGAGUCAAGGGUCCACUUCCUCUCACCGGAGCGCCUGCACUGCCUAUGUCUGUCACGAUCAGUGAUGAGGAGAGGUUGGCAGCGUUCUUCAACCAUCUUUCUUCCCGAUCGAUCCGUUUUCGAGUCAGCAGAGCUAGCAGACGGCUUGGUCCCACGCUCCGUGACCCUGCUAUAACCCAAAGUUUCGCGAGCCAUACUACGGUGUCGAAAUGGCUGAAUCCGAAAGGGAUACUGAAUGAAGAUGGACGUAUGGACCUCUGCAAGAUGGUGCUCGGCCCACCCAAUAUCUCUCAUUUAAUGAUCGGUCUGGAGGGCAAUAACUUCUUUCGCCACUUCUUGCUCGGUAAUAAUAUGAUUGGGCCUGUGGGUGCCCGGCUGAUCUCGGACUUUGUACUUGCGCACCCCGACCGCAUGGAGACCUGGUACCUUGCCGGUAAUCGCAUUGACCUUGCUGGAUUUGAGCGCCUUGUUUCUGCGUGGACAACCUCGACUUCCAUCACUAAUAUCUGGCUCAAGCGAAAUCCACUUGCUCCAAAAGCGUCUACUGCCCUGUGCGAAUCGAUCACUCAGACCUUGAACUUACGCACCCUCGAUCUCGAUCAGACAGAAUUGGGCGACGGAGGUGUUGCUCAUCUCUUUUCACUUCUGGCAAAUCACCAUAGCCCCACCUCACUGAGGCAUAUCUACCUGAAUGCCUCAGUCUACCUAAGCGCCAACCCCAUGGCAGACACUGGCGCAAGCGUACUCGCUGAAGGCCUUGCGGGCAAUAAAUCACUACUUCGUCUAACUCUCGCUUCCUGCGGGCUGGAAUCCGAGGCGCCAAAGUCGAUACUGCAAGCUCUCAAAGGCCAUCCUCGACUCAUAACCAUGCACAUGGACCAAAGCUUUGCACCGGAAGAUCUUGGCAUGCGAUACGAUUACCUCGGAGAUGAUGUGGUGGACAGUGUAAAGGCACAGGUGUCAAGCUGCGAAACACUACGAAUGAUCGAGCUUGGCACGACUGGCAUGACGCAAUCAGCGCUUGAGUCCAUUUCAGAAGAGGUAGUAAAAUCGGAGACGCUGGUGGUCUUCUCAGCAAAGAGCGUGUACAACAAGGUCUCCACGAGGAUCAAGCUCUCUGUGAAUGAGCGCAUCAAGGAGAAUGUUCGGCAACCAUACGGGGGCUCGCUCGACGAGGACAGUUGGGUUUGA